Gigantopelta aegis is the source of this 1891-nucleotide messenger RNA. RefSeq names its product arp2/3 complex-activating protein rickA-like. The record is from RefSeq and is a predicted model, not a curated record. The transcript is spliced from 3 exons. Lineage: Eukaryota; Metazoa; Mollusca; Gastropoda; Neomphalida; Peltospiridae. Bases 1128 to 1709 code for a protein of 193 amino acids.
GGUAAAGGGUUGAAGAGCAGUUGAGUAGUCUAGAGGAUAGGUCCAGAUUGUAAUAAUAUAUACGGUAUCUAUUGAAAGAUGUUUUUGUUAUGAUUAAAGAUAAUCUCGACAUUUCUACUUGUCUGGUAUAGCCUAUUGUUUCUUUUUACCCAUUCCGUUUACACCUGGCCUCUAUUGUGAAUUAAUUAACAAUACACACUAAACACUAUUAAAGUGGUUUCUUUAAUGCACAGUCUCUCAAUAUACAUGGUUUGUUAACAUUUGUUCUGGGGUUUAAUGACCAGUACGACUAAUCCUUUGAUGUUUCCACCUGUCGCAUACUGGUUUAUUUAAAGCACAGCCUCUCAAUUCAGAAAGUUCAUAGAAAUCGCUGCUAAAACUACUUGCCUUAUUUUUAAAUAUUAUAUUGCAGUGCUAAUUAUGCUAAUUAUGAGUUUUUUCCGUCAUGACUCAAGUAAACAAGCACGGACAUAUACACCCAGUCGUUUCUUUUUACUGCAUUUGCGUUUACAAUGAGUAACAAUUGCGUGUCGUGCAAAGAGUGUGUUAGACCACGUCAGGAAGGACUUCAGUGUGAAGGGUGUUUUAAAUGGCAACAUAGACGUUGUAAUACAGGUGAGUUGACUAUUCUUAUUUUAUAUUUAGUGCACUUUCCAUUUUUAAAUUAGGCUCUAUGCAAUAUAAUUUUUGAACAAUGAAACUCAUAACUUUAAUAUUGGUGGCAAAUGGUCGUUUGUUAUAUAUUUCUAGUCUGCAAAUUUGUUUUUAUUCAUAAUAAAUAUACGUGAUGUUUAUGGUAAAUUAUUCAUAAAGAUAUCUUUUAUAUUUAUCAUAAAUUUUAUGUUUCAGUUAAGUAUUUAGCCGUCACGAUGUUUAGUGUGAUGGUAAUUGUACCCUAUAGUAACAAUUAUUAUAACUGACUAGAAAGUGUUGUUAUUAUGUAGGUGGUUCAUCAUAGUAUAUGUGUGUGCAAUUUCAUUUUAAUACGUCAACAGAUAAAAAUAGGUGCACAUUGUUCAAUUUUCUGAAAAGAAUGCAUAUAUCUGUGUCUGUAUAUACGUACAGGAAUAUCACAAGAGGCCUACAGAGCAGCAGUAAAGAAUGGUUCUGAUAUUGACUGGAAAUGCAUGAUGUGUGUACGCCCAACACCACGCAUUUCUCCGGCAUCACCGCCACCAGGUCUUUGUCUGCCACCACACACACGUCUUUGUCAACCACCACCACUGCCACCAGGCCUUUAUCAACCACCGCCACCACCAGGCCUCGUUCUAUCACCACCACCGACACAGGGAUCUCCGUCACCGCCACAACUGGGGAACACUACGUCGGUGUCACAGAUUGGUGUGGGAAUAUUUGCUGUUCUGCUUGAUCAAUCGAACAUACCCGGUGAACCACCAGCAGAGAGCACACGCUUGUCAUUUCAUUGUACUGGUACAUCACAGAUUGAGGAUGCUGCUGUUCUUGAGUACAUGCCUGAAAUGCCAGUUCUGCCGACGCGACCUAACCUCUCCUCAUACACAUUACAAGAAGAGUAUGCAUUUCUAUUAGAGGAACAGUUCCAGCGGCUUUGUUUGUUCGGUGCAUCCGAUUCCGUCAAAGGUCCAGAAUGUGCUGAACUGCAUAGAGAAAACAUGGUUUCGAAGCAGCGUUUGGAAGGUAGAGAAUUGGUCAAUCUUUGGACUGCCAAUUCAGACCAACAACAACACUGAAUGUUGGCACCGAAGAAUCAACGCAAGGGCGACAAGGGAAGGCAUUCAGUUUUACCUGCUGGUGCCUCUGCUUCUGCGAGAAUCCAAGUUAGUUGAAAUGACCAUGGAGAGGGUGAGCGACGGAAGGCUGGGUUGGACACAAAGGGCGAAGCAGAGAACCAGGCAUGGAGAAGUGUUUAAAA